ACAUCGUAUGUUGAUAACGCGAGAUGUUUCACUGAAAUCUACUUCCGCGUUUGCUUUUAGCUUUUACACCAGUUUCGACUGUUUAGCUUGGAACACAAAGCUGAUAUAUCCUUCUGUUGUCAAUAUAGUGUAUUUAUUUUAAAAUAUUCAUGAAUAUAUCCUGACGUUGAUUUCAGCUCUUUGGGUAAAAGGUCUUCUGCUCUUCUUGGCUCAUCUGCAAAAUUCAAGUUGACCAAGUUUGCCGGCUACAUCUGCGUGUUCACAUCACGAUGUCUGGAAGUCCUGCUGUGGUUAUGCGGCUGGUGGCAUCUGCCUACAAUGUUGCUGAAAAGGCCGGCUCCAUUGUGAGGAAGGUCCUUCACAGUGGAGAACUUGGCAUUGUUGAAAAGACCGGAGCUAAUGAUCUGCAGACACUGGCAGACAGACUGGCACAGCAGAGCAUUUGUGCAUCACUUUCCAGACGUUUCCCCAAAAUCACCAUCAUUGGAGAGGAGGAGCUUCCAGCGGAGGAGAUCAAGGAAGAUCUCAUUGAAAACGGUCACUCAGAGGAAAUCCUUCAGAAGACAUGUCCAGCAGAGUACAGCGGGCUGAAAGAGGAGGAGCUCGUUGUUUGGGUUGAUCCUCUGGAUGGUACAAAGGAAUAUACUGAAGCAUCAAGGUGUCUCCGUCACCAAACUGACGCCCAGAUACCGCACAAAGGGUUGGACACCUCUCAAGUUCAAAGCACAGCUCUCUGGCUCCUGGAUAAUGUCACAGUGCUCAUUGGCAUCGCAUACCGAGGCAGAGCUAUUGCAGGCGUCAUCAACCAGCCUUUCUACAACUACCAGCUCGGAGGAGGAGAGGACUUAGGAAGGACCAUGUGGGGGAUACUGGGAUUGGGCGCCUUUGGAUUUCAGCUGCAGGAGGUCCCAGGAGACAACCGAAUUGUUACCACCACACGUUCUCAUAGUAACAAGCUGGUAACGGACUGCGUGGACGCCAUGGAGCCCCAUGAAGUCAUACGAGUGGGUGGUGCAGGAAACAAGAUCAUCCAGCUCGUUGAGGGCAAAGCUUCUGCUUACGUCUUCGCAAGUCCAGGAUGCAAGAAGUGGGACACCUGCGCUCCUGAAGCCAUUCUGCACGCCGUUGGAGGUAAACUGACCGACAUGCAUGGUAAUGCAUACCGCUACAACGCUGAUGUAAAGCACAUGAAUUCUGCCGGGGUUCUUGCUACACUGCGUAACCACGAGUACUACAUCAGCAGAGUGCCAAAGUCAGUGCUGCAAGCCCUCAAGUCUGAGUGAGGUCUAUCUGCAUCACAAAUCACGCUAAUGUCUCUCUGUGGUAGAAAGACUGUGACUGUACAUGAAGAGAAUUCAGUUCUCUAAAAUACUUUCAAACCUUCACAGAGAUUAUGUUCUGUACACACAUGCAGAGAAAACUUCUGUGUUAGAAUUCAAUAAAUCUUUUUUUUUUUGUACUUUUAAAAUGUUAAAUUACUGUAAUGUUUGAAAACAUGUGAUUUUGUUGAAGUGGUCACAUCAAACAUGCGUCGUUCAUCGUUUCUGAACAUUAAAUCAACCAGAGAGAGCAGGCUCAA
Labrus mixtus (cuckoo wrasse) is the source of this 1579-nucleotide messenger RNA. RefSeq names its product bisphosphate nucleotidase 1 (gene bpnt1). Gene Ontology annotation, biological process: phosphatidylinositol phosphate biosynthetic process. Gene Ontology annotation, molecular function: 3'(2'),5'-bisphosphate nucleotidase activity. The transcript has 11 exons. Bases 270 to 1283 code for a protein of 337 amino acids. The record is from RefSeq and is a predicted model, not a curated record. NCBI's taxonomy places the organism in Eukaryota, Metazoa, Chordata, Actinopteri, Labriformes, Labridae.